This is a messenger RNA of Euleptes europaea (tarantolino), 1608 nucleotides long. RefSeq names its product protein kinase C substrate 80K-H (gene PRKCSH). Gene Ontology annotation, cellular component: glucosidase II complex. The record is from RefSeq and is a predicted model, not a curated record. Lineage: Eukaryota; Metazoa; Chordata; Lepidosauria; Squamata; Sphaerodactylidae. The coding region runs from base 25 to 1608 and encodes 527 amino acids. The transcript is spliced from 16 exons. Gene Ontology annotation, molecular function: calcium ion binding. Gene Ontology annotation, biological process: liver development; N-glycan processing.
UGCUGUGUCUUUUCUCCUUCGGCCAUGCUGCUUCUGCCUCUGCUGCUGUCCUGCCUUUCUGGCCUGGCCUCUCCCGUGGAGGUGAAAAGACCCAGAGGUGUUUCCCUAACAAACCGCCUCUUCUACGAUGACUCGAAGCCCUUCACUUGCCUGGACGGCUCCGCGACGGUGCCCUACGACAGAGUGAACGACGAUUACUGCGACUGCAGAGAUGGCUCUGAUGAGCCCGGGACCGCCGCGUGCCCCAACGGUCGCUUCCACUGCUCGAACGCCGGCUACCGCCCUCAGUACGUCCCCUCUUCCCGUGUCAAUGAUGGGAUUUGCGAUUGCUGUGAUACAACCGAUGAAUACAACAGUGGCAUCGUCUGUGAAAAUACUUGCAAAGAGAUGGGCCGGAAGGAGCAGGAGGCUCUCAGGCAGAUGGCCGAAGUGGCCAGGGAAGGCUUUGAACUCAAGAAGGCGCUCAUGGAAGAGGCAAGCAAGAGGAAAGAAGAGAAACAGAGGAAGCUGUCUGAGCUCCAGGACGGGAAGAAGUCUGUGGAGGAUAGAGUGGAGGCUCUGAGGCUGCUGAAGGAGGCUGCUGAGAAGCCCGAGAAGGAAGCAAAGGAUGCCCACUCAAAGGCCUGGGAGGCCCAGAAAAUGGCCGAAACAGCAGCGAAGGACCAAGCCCGGGCGGAAGAGGCCUUCCGGGAGCUGGACAGUGACGCGGACGGAGUUGUGUCGGUCGCUGAGCUGCAGGAGCAUGCCGAACUAGACGUGGAUGGAGAUGGGAUCAUGUCUGAAUCUGAAGCCCAGGGCUUGCUGGGCGACUCCUUGCAGGCAGAUGUGGGCCAGUUCCAGAGCACUGUGUGGGCAGCCAUCAAGGAAAAGUACAAGGGAGAGAGUUUGGAUGACGUCCCACCUCUGCCAAAGACCCCCGUGGAGGAGUACCAAGCCCCCCAGCCUGACGCCCAUCUGGAUCCUCUGCCUACGGAAGACGACUAUGAUGACGAAGAUGAGGGAGAGGAGGAAUCUGAUGAAGAUGGUGUGGAUGAGGAGACGAAGGUUCCUCCGAUACCACCAUCGUCCGACAACAAGGCAGCGGAGGACGAAUUGGAAAAGAUGCCUCCUUACGAUGAAGCUACACAAUACCUAAUUGACGCCGCCCAGAAAGCCAGGGACCAAUUUGAAGAGGUGGAGAAAUCCCUGAAAGAUAUGGAGGAGUCGAUCAGGAGCCUGGAGAAAGAGAUCACCUUUGAUUUUGGACCUCACGGGGAAUUUUCUUAUCUCUACAACCAAUGCUAUGAGCUUACCACUAACGAGUACAUUUAUCGCCUCUGUCCCUUCAGCAGAGUAUCCCAGAAACCCAAGCACGGUGGUUCAGAGACCAGUUUGGGCACGUGGGGGUCCUGGGCUGGGCCGGAAGACAACAAGUUCAGCGUCAUGAAAUAUGAGCACGGGACAGGCUGCUGGCAGGGCCCAAACCGCUCCACCACGGUGAAACUCUCGUGUGGCAAGGAGACGAUGGUCACAACCACCACAGAGCCCAGCCGGUGUGAGUACCUGAUGGACUUUGUCACCCCAGCAGCCUGCCAUGACCCCAGAGAGGACCCUCACGACGAAUUGUGA